AUGUUUACGUAUAAAUCCGUCCGUCUGGAAAGUCGACAGCACCCGCAGCUCCGUGCCAUCACAUCCCGCUCCACAGAAAAGAACAAUAUGAAGACCUGCUUCCUACUCGUCGCGGCCGUCGCUGCCGCGGCAUUCGCCAGCGCGCGCUGCAGCCCCGCUCAAGCCGCGGCGCCGCCACGGGCAACGACGAUCGGCGCCACCUGCCAGGCGGCCCACGAUGCCGACAGUCGCGUGAGCGCCAGCUUCUGCAACACCCGACUGCGAGACGCGUUCGCCCCCGACACGCGUUACCUGGCCGUUGCCGCCGCGGGCGAGGGCGUGAGCAACGCCAAUGACGCGCGGCGCGAGAUCUCGACGGCGAUACAGCGGCACGACGAAGGCGACGAUCAGGAAGCCGACCCGAUAUACAGGAGAGUGCUGGAGGUGUGCGAGGAGUUCUACGGCAUCGUCAGGGAGAGGUACGAGGCGGCGCGGCAGGCGAUCGACGAGCAAAGGUACGGUGACGUCGAAGAGGAGCUGUUGAGUGUUCCGUCGACGGGGCGGUCGUGCGACGACAAGUUCGCCCUCUCCCGCGGUGGCAGCGGCGCCCCGCCGUUCCUGCAGUACUGCGAGGACAACACGCAGAUCGCGCUCCUCACCAUCGCCAUCACAAGCCUGAUCAAGUGA
Messenger RNA from Lolium perenne, 666 nucleotides. The record is from RefSeq and is a predicted model, not a curated record. Lineage: Eukaryota; Viridiplantae; Streptophyta; Magnoliopsida; Poales; Poaceae.